Molecule: messenger RNA, 2936 nt
Organism: Manihot esculenta (cassava)
Lineage: Eukaryota; Viridiplantae; Streptophyta; Magnoliopsida; Malpighiales; Euphorbiaceae
Product: probable hexosyltransferase MUCI70
Exons: 9
Coding region: 812-2605 (597 amino acids)
Source: RefSeq, a predicted model, not a curated record
ACAACUUCAGAGCUAUAAAUCACCGUCAGAUUUAAGGUUUACAUCACGGGAAUGGCGUUGGGUUAGCCAACCAAAAUAAUUCCAUGAUUUAAUUUCCUUUGCAUUUUUUUUUAAAAAUUUCCAUAGAAUAUAAAUAUUAGAUCCAAAGUUUUUAUUUUUUUUGCAAUUACCUUCAAAUUUUGAAGAAAUGGAACAAAAAUUUACAUAAAUCUGAAAUCCCAGAUUUGAUAAAAUACAGAGAAAACCUCGAUUUCACCAACCCAUGAUUUUUUGCUCAAAACCCUAUCCGCCAAUCACAAACCCUAGAUUUAUUCUCUUCAUAAUUCUUUUUUUGUCUGAUUAAUUCUAUUGUCCUUUAUACAAUCACUUUGAUCUGCGAGUUUAUAGAUUUGAAUUUCUGCUUCUACACUAAAUUGUUACUUGUUUUCUGAUUUGUUCAUAGAUUUGUUUAUUGCCCACUUCUGUCUUCUGGGAUUGUUGAGUACAAUUUGGUUACACAGAGCUCUGAUUUCACUGAAAAGUAAGUUUGCCCCAGUAGUUUGGGGCAAUUUGGUGAACUGGGUCUGAACUAUUUCUCUCUUUUGCUCAUUUUUUGGUGGGUGAUUUUGGACUAUUAUUUCGAUAUUUUAUCCCAGAAAACGAGUGCUUGGGCAAUUGGCGAACUGGGUCUUCAUGAUUUUUUUCUUUUAACCCAUUAUUACUCGGUAGAUUUGUUUGGUAGAAACAUCGAAAACCAGUGCCAUUUUUUUUUUUUGGAAGAAGGAGAUGAGAUGAGAGGGGUAUUGUUUAGUGUGAGGUUUAAGCAGAGACAAUGACUGGAGGGUCAUUGGGGAUUCGGUCUGGAAGUUAUGGAUCAUUGGAGAAGCAUUUUCAACAGCAUCAGCAGAACGGUGGUGGCGUUCACUUGCCUAUCCAAACGAUAAGCCGGACUAAACCUGCCAAGAUGCUCAAAGACAAGGAGAGACUCUUUCAUUGGAUCUGCAAGUUUGCCGGCCGGAAAAAGGUUGGAAUGCUGUUCCUCUGUAUCAUCUCCGCAGCCGUUUUCGUCUGGGUUUUGUAUGUAGGAAAAGGUGAAGAUUCACAGGAAGGUGAUCGUGUUCCAAACUUUAGCCUUAAUAGCACUGUUCCCUUUAGCAAUCCAGAGAAUCAGACUCGUAUACUUGAGGAGCUCCCUUUGCCCCUUCCUUCUCCUUCUCCUCCUCCCCCUCCCCCUCCCCCUCCACCUCUCCCUUCCCCUCCACCUCCCCCUCCCCCUCCUCCUUCUCCUCAUUAUUUUACAGGCUACACUCUUCCUCCAGGGCAUCCAUGUAAUAGCUUCACUUUACCUCCCCCACCAGCUGAUAAAAAAAGAACUGGACCAAGGCCAUGUCCUGUGUGUUACCUUCCUGUGGAAGAAGCGAUUGCUUUGAUGCCAAAGUUACCCUCAUUUUCUCCUAUAGUUAAUAGCUUGACAUAUAUCUAUGAGGAUCCACUAAGUAGGGAUGGAGAAUUUGGAGGCUCAGAGUUUGGUGGGUACCCUACUCUAAAGCAGAGAAGUGACUCUUAUGAUAUUAGAGAGUCGAUGAGUAUUCAUUGUGGAUUUGUCAGAGGGAAAAAACCUGGCCGCAAUACAGGAUUUGACAUGGAUGAAAUUGACCUGGCUGCAAUGGAGCAGUGUCGUGGGGUGGUUGUUGCUUCGGCAAUAUUUGGAGCCUUUGACAACAUCCAGCAGCCAAGUAAUAUUAGUGAAUACUCCAAGAAAACUGUAUGCUUCUUCAUGUUUGUCGAUGAAGAAACAGAAGCAUAUUUGAAGAAGAAUAGUGAUCUAGACGGCAGCAGGAAGAUUGGGAUCUGGAGAAUAGUAGUCGUUCAUAAUCUUCCUUACGCAGAUGGAAGACGCAAUGGAAAGGUUCCAAAGCUUCUAGCGCAUAGGAUGUUUCCUAAUGCCCGCUUUUCUUUAUGGAUUGAUGGGAAACUUGAACUUAUUGUGGAUCCGUAUCAAAUUCUUGAAAGGCACUUGUGGAGAAAAAAUGCUACACUUGCAAUUUCUAGACAUUAUAAGCGUUUUGAUGUGUUCGUUGAAGCUGAGGCAAAUAAAGCAGCUGGGAAGUAUGAUAAUGCCUCCAUUGAUUUUCAGAUUGGUUUUUAUAAAAAGGAGGGUUUGAUCCCCUAUUCUGUGGCCAAGCUUCCUAUUACAAGUGAUGUUCCUGAAGGAUGUGUUAUAAUAAGGGAGCAUGUUCCUAUUAGCAACCUCUUUACGUGUCUUUGGUUCAAUGAAGUUGACCGCUUUACAUCGAGGGACCAAAUCAGCUUUUCCACAGUAAGAGACAAAAUUAGGGCAAAAACAAACUGGACUGUGAACAUGUUCUUGGACUGUGAAAGGCGCAACUUUGUGGUUCAGAAGUACCAUAGAGAUGUUUUAGAGCACAUGGCUCAUCUGCCUCCUGCUGUGUAUCCACCACCACCUCCCCGUGUUUUGGUGUAUGAACCACCAAAAAGAGCGUUUGAAACUUCAGCUGAUAAGGUCACAAGUGUUCCAGUUCGGAGGGCAAAACGGGGGAGGAAGUCUGGCUCUAGGCGUCACCGCAAAGUUGUUGCUGGUGGCAGAGACAUUGAUUCAAGUUAAAGUUUUGUCAAGGAAAGUUAUCAUUUAUUUUUUUCUUCCCUCCUAAAAAUAAUUCAUUGGAGGGAUGGAAGAUUUGUGCCAGAUGAGUGUUGUAGUUCUGUUACCACAGAGAACACUGCCUCUCAUUCUUUACCUUUUUCUUUUCCUAGUUUUGAAUUCUCCUUCUUUAAUUCAUUUUUUGUUGUAUAUAUAAUAUGAUAAUUCCAAUAAAUAUUAUAUGGGUUUCUACCAAAGUCCAGAAAUGUAGUAACCCAUUUUGUUGUUCAUCAUUAUAACAAGGUUGUAUUGAACUCAGUUUUUAAUAGCAAUAUUGUCUCUUCUUCAUUGAAAA